Molecule: messenger RNA, 546 nt
Organism: Sander lucioperca (pikeperch)
Lineage: Eukaryota; Metazoa; Chordata; Actinopteri; Perciformes; Percidae
Product: ladderlectin-like
Exons: 7
Coding region: 70-546 (158 amino acids)
Molecular function (GO): signaling receptor activity
Source: RefSeq, a predicted model, not a curated record
ACUAUUACAGAUUGACAGUCAUCAGCUUGUUCUUCUCCUCUGUUUCAGCCAAUCACCACCUCAGCAAAGAUGACAUCAGUCUUUCCGUUUGCUUUGUUGCUCUGUUUGUCCAGCGGACUGUUGACUGCAUAUGGUGCAGCUCGCUGUCCUCCUGGUUGGACUCAGUUUGGUUCUCGCUGUUUUGCUUUCUACAUCCAGACAAAGACCUGGAUCGAGGCAGAGACCUUCUGCCAGACCGCUGGUGGGAAUCUGGCUUCCAUCCACACAGCUGCGGAACAUAAAUUCAUCAAAGACUUCAUUAACCAAGUGACCGGCACACAGACAACUUCCUGGAUCGGAGGCACCGACGCAGUGAAGGUGUUUACAUGGUUGUGGACUGAUGGAUCCAAAUUCAACUACAAAAGCUUCAAUGCAGGGGAGCCUAACAACAACACUGGAGCAGAGUUCUGUCUUGUGAUGAACUGGAACUGGGGUGUUGAAAGCAACUGGAACGACUUGGCUUGUAUCAACCAACUUUCUUUCGUGUGCUCCAAGAACAGCGUGUAA